AUGUCCGCCUUCGACCUCUGGACCCCCGAGUUCUGCCUCGGCUGCGACAAGCAGACUGACGGCACUGCCUACUGCUCCGAGUCCUGCCGCCUGGCCGACUUCGAGAAGACCUCAACACCCAGCUCCGUUGCGAGCUCGCCCGGCCUGAACGCUCCUCCAUACCCGUGGACCAGCUCCUCGAGGCAACAACCCUCGAACAAGCUCUACCUCGCUCCCGCCUACGACUUCACCACCGCUCAGCCGUACGGCUCUACCCCUCAGAGGCAAUCCUACCUCUCCGCCCCGAGGACAUCCUCAACCCGCCGCACCCUCACCACCUCGAGCUCGAACAGCAGCCUCUGCUCGAUGCAGAGCACGACCUCGUCGAACUCGGAUGCGAGCCACCUUUCGGAAAAGGCCAAGAGGGAACUCCAAGCCUACGCCGUCUCUUUCGAGCAGGCCCGCCUCCAACGCCGCCGCUCGUACUAA
Colletotrichum karsti is the source of this 468-nucleotide messenger RNA. RefSeq lists its product as uncharacterized. The transcript has a single exon. Lineage: Eukaryota; Fungi; Ascomycota; Sordariomycetes; Glomerellales; Glomerellaceae. Bases 1 to 468 code for a protein of 155 amino acids. The record is from RefSeq and is a predicted model, not a curated record.